Penicillium roqueforti is the source of this 1035-nucleotide messenger RNA. RefSeq lists its product as uncharacterized. NCBI's taxonomy places the organism in Eukaryota, Fungi, Ascomycota, Eurotiomycetes, Eurotiales, Aspergillaceae. The record is from RefSeq and is a predicted model, not a curated record. The transcript has a single exon. The coding region runs from base 1 to 1035 and encodes 344 amino acids.
AUGGCAUCGCAAACAUACAGCUCGUCCGUUCGAGCUGGCCUCAAACCAUCAAACCCCGCUCCCCCCAACUUCGCCGAUCCAAACUUCGACCCGGCCGAGUUCCUCAAUGACUCCCUAUCACCGCUUACUGUGGCAUCAGCACAACCUAGCGCCUCUCGGUCACCCGGAUCUGUUCCCCUGACAGAGUUAUCUGCGCAGGUCCAAUCCCUCCUCUCCCAGAUUAGCGCCCAAAAUAUCCGUCUCUCGAGCACGUUAUCCCAACUUACCGACGAAAUCCUUCGAAGCGGUGGACGACUGGCCUACGAAGUUGAAGUCCUACGAGGCGAGACAAUCGGGCUAUCCGAAACCCUAACUGAAGUCUUACGCGACGAUAUAACAAAGUUCGUCCCGGGGCCCUCACCAGAAGACGGACGCAAGGCCGAACAAGAAGAGGAUGCUCCCACGAACGAAGAUGAGUCGGCAGAAACAGAGGACAAGAACAAACCCGCCGCCCCAACAGACCCAGAAUACAUAACGAACCUCCGCACACUGAACCAAGUGAGAUCGCGCCUAGAAGACGUCGUACAGACCUUCGGCGACGCAAUGAGCUGGCCGCUGCCCCCAUCCGAGAUCUCAUUCUCGUCAUCCUUCAUCUCCGUCUCAGGACCAGACCUCGGCCCCGAAGGCCAAGACCGCGAGGAAAAGGGCCAAGAAAUGAUGAAGAAGCUACGCGCAGAAGUGACUGAGCUACUCGACAGUGAAGGCGGAGGAUACGCCGGACUGGAUGCUGCCAAUCGCCGCGUUGAAGCCCUACGGACGCUGGCGAUUGUGUGGAAUGCAUCGGCCGAGGAAAAAGCCCGUAAUCGGUUCGUGGAUAGCCUGGCGAAUAUCGUGGAGGACCGACGGCGCACCUUGGACCAGCAGCAGGCAGAUCAGAACCAGCGAGGCCAGUCCAAGUCCAGAUUUGAGGCUCGGCGGGAUAGUGACAGUGGGGCACCGGCUGGUGGGCUGUUUCGGAAUUUACAGCGUUUGAGAGAGGAAAUAUAUUUGGAGUGA